Molecule: messenger RNA, 510 nt
Organism: Angiostrongylus costaricensis
Lineage: Eukaryota; Metazoa; Nematoda; Chromadorea; Rhabditida; Metastrongylidae
Source: the annotation of a GenBank genome assembly
AUGGACGAACUCAAAGAAUGGGUUACCGUUGCUGAAAUCAAGAUGAAAGAGAAUGAACAGGAGAAGUCAUCUGCUAUGAAUGUAAGUGGAGAAUUAAGUUCUCUUGCCGGCACUAUUGUCAGUCCUCACUCCUCCAUAAAUAACAGUGUCACAUCAGAAAUGACGACUCCGAAAAUGCUCGGCCUUCCCAAGAAGGGGGCUACUAAUUCGGGGGGGAUGUUUCGUAGAACUCCUUUAGGGAUGGAUAGUCUAAAUCCGUAUGCAGAAGUUUUCAGUCGCGCUUCAGUCGUUCAAAAAAAUGUCAGUGAAGAAGAUACAGUCGUCGAAAAGAUAUGGACAAAGGAGACGAAAACCGAGUUUGUGAAAAACCUAGGGUUCUACGACAAAGAACAAGUGAACGUGGAAGAUGGCAUAAGGGAAGAAUUGCGAAAGGGAAAGGGAACUAUGACGUGGUUCAAGCAUCUUAGAGAAGCCAACGCUCGUCUAAUGAACUCUGAAUUCGGCGCUUAG